Effrenium voratum is the source of this 933-nucleotide messenger RNA. NCBI's taxonomy places the organism in Eukaryota, Dinophyceae, Suessiales, Symbiodiniaceae. The record is from the annotation of a GenBank genome assembly.
AUGAUUCUGGCCAAGGUGCUGGCCUCCGUAUUUGGAUUUUCCCUCGGCGCCGCGGAGCGAACCUAUUUGUGGGACCGGGAGCCAUUGCCGCCCUGCGAGGGUGGUGUCCUGCACUUGGAUGGCAAGUACAGGACCACCACAGAGGUGGAAUAUCAUGAUGACUGCCUUCUGCGCGGUGCGCCCGGGACGGAAGUGGAGGUCGAUGGGAAGAUCCACUUCUUGGCGAAUGCUCGGCUGCAGGGGUCCAUCGUUUUUACCCGUGCGCCCGAUGCAUCGAACCACCGGCGCUGUGUCGACAUCGAGGGCUCCUUAGACAUGUCCGAUGUGGACAUCGAGUUUCGGGGCUGCGGGGGCCCCGAGACAGAGGAUGGAGGAGCUUUGUACGUGGAGGGCCGUAUGGACAUGAGCAAUGGCAGCGUGGUUUUCCGGAACGGGAGCGCUAUGUGGGGUGGCUGCCUCUUCGUCGGGCAAAGGCUCUUCAUGGCUGGUGGGCUGCUCCGCUUCGAGCACUGCGUCGCGGGAGAGCUGGGAGGCGGCGUCUACGCGCAGGGGGACCUGGUGCAGUCAGGGGGCCACCUGCACUUCACCAAUUGCCAUGCGUAUAGAGGUAAGGGCGGUGCGUUGCACCUCGCGGGCACAGACCUCUUGCAGGAAAAUGGGAAGAUCACCUUGUCCAACUGCUGGGCCGGGAACGGGGGCUGCAUCUGCAGCAACAAAUUGAUCGCGAAGACGAAUUCUAGCGCCAUUGCGGACAUGGAGGACUUUCAGGGGAAGGUGGUGCUGAACGGCACGCUUGUGGCCGGCGGCGGCUCAGCCGACUACAAGGGCGGCGUGAUCUUUGCCGCGAGCGGCGAGUUGGGGGGCCGAAUGACGCUCAGGAACUGCAAAGCACGGGUAGGAGGCUGCCUUCACUUCAAAGACUUUGUGGUCCAG